Crotalus tigris (Tiger rattlesnake) is the source of this 3080-nucleotide messenger RNA. RefSeq names its product nuclear envelope integral membrane protein 1 (gene NEMP1). The record is from RefSeq and is a predicted model, not a curated record. Bases 60 to 1391 code for a protein of 443 amino acids. The transcript has 9 exons. Gene Ontology annotation, cellular component: nuclear envelope. NCBI's taxonomy places the organism in Eukaryota, Metazoa, Chordata, Lepidosauria, Squamata, Viperidae.
ACCGCGGAGGGGAGGGUUAUUUUACGAUGGGGGGCGGGUGAGAGACAGGAGGGGAAAUUAUGGCGGGAGAGACAAAAACGGCUUCCGAAUGGCCCCAUCAUGGCUGCCACCUCCUGUUACGGGUUGUGGUUCUUUCGAUCCUGGCGCGCGGCUCCGAUGGAGAUGUAGUGUUACUUAGAGAACAUCAACCAUAUCUACGUGAUUCCUCUGAACAGUUUUGCUAUUCAAAUAAAAUGAUCCCAAAAUGGCAUGAUAUAUGGACCAAAAUUCAGAUCCGAAUAAACAGCACCAAGGUAAUCCGUGUCAUCCAAGUUGAAAGUGAGGAGAAGCUGAAAGAACUGGAUGGAUUUAGUUUAUGGAUGUAUAUUGGCUUGCUCUUCAAAGAGAAGCUUAAUGAUACUUACAUUAAUGUUGACAUUUUCAGUAAAGAAACCUGCUUGAAAGUCGAGAUAUUAGACCCAGACUCCAAAUAUACCAUCAGCGUUACUCGAACACUUGAUCCCAAACUCUUCAUUGUUACAUUUCUGGGCCUGCUGCUGUUUUUCUGUGGUGAUUUGAUGAGUAGAAGUUCAAUCUUCUUCUAUUCAACUGGAAUAAGCAUUGGCGUACUGAGUUCAUUGCUCAUUGUUAUCUACGUACUAUCCAGAUUUGUACCCAAGAAGAGCCCUAUCUAUCUCAUGAUUCUGGGUGGCUGGUCUUUUUCUAUUUACCUUACCCAGUUGGCCUUCAGAAAUCUUCAAGAAAUAUGUACAUUAUACUGGGAAUAUCUACUUGGCUACCUGGUCAUCGUAGGGUGUAUAAGCUUUGCUGUGUGCUACAAAUAUGGCCCUCUGGAGAAUGAACGGAACAUAAAUCUCCUCACUUGGGGUCUGCAGACUUUCGGCUUGCUGCUCCUUUAUAUGAGCAUUCAGAUACGAUAUAUUGGCGUCAUCUUGAUUGUAACUGCAAUCUGCACUAAAAACCUGGAGUACCCUGUCAUAUGGGCCUAUGCCAUCUACAGCAGGAAGCUGUUCACAGCUCCAGAAAAGCCCACCCCACCACGCCUGUUGACCGAGGAAGAAUAUCGGAUCCAGGGGGAAGUAGAGACACGCAAAGCCUUGGAACAAUUGCGGGAGUACUGCCAAAGUCCAGAGUUCUCUGCGUGGAAAGCAGUCUCCCGCAUCCAGACUCCAAAAAGAUUUGCUGAUUUCAUAGAAGGUGCCUCACAUGUCGUUCCCAACGAGGUUUCUGUCCAUGAGCAGGAGUAUGGGUUGGGGGGUUCCUUUCUAGAGAAUCAGCUCUUUGAAGAGGAAGAUGAGGAAGAUGACACCAGUUUUGACGAGGAGGAUUGUACAGAGACACCGUGGCCCCAGAAUCACUUACAUUUUCAAGAUAAAACUGGCCACUGUUGAUGCAAGUGGAUUGAUUGAUGCCCCUUAUUGAGCACGUCUGCUGUUACAAUUGAGGAUUGCUAUAGAAAAGCCUUUUCUGUGUAGCAUUGCUUAAGUAGCAGCGUAGGCUUCACAAUCUCUUGAGAGAAAGGAGUUUGACAGGGCUCUAAAGCCCUGCCAUCUAUUCCAGACCCAUGACACGAUCAUGAACUGCAACAUACUUGGCAUGUACUUCAAGAUCCUUGACUAAAUAUCUUAACUCCAAGCUGGUCAGAACCUACAGCUAUUAGCUGUGAGUAGCCUAAGGAGGAGGAAUAUGGAGAGCUUGUAAAUCGUUACUGAAAGCCAGUGAAAAAUGACAAAUUAUUUUGCCCUGAUAAAAACAGGCUACCUGAAGAAAGGUUUGAAAGUCCAGGUGAAUUUGAUAGAUAUAUCCUGGGAAACAAUAGCUGCUGCCCUUUGAUUUUCCAGGGUACCAACGAAGUUUUGAGAGCGUGCUGCUCUUCCUCCAGUGGCUAUGCUUUUCACUUGUUGGCUUAAAUAUUGUUUCCUGGGUUGAGUACACUGAAGGUGUGAGGCUACUGCUUGUUGCAGAAUGUGUGAUGAGCUUGCUGGGAGCCAGUAAGUCACUAGGUCUCCCAAGGAGAUUCUUUCGUCCUAUACAUGGUAAUUGCACAAAUAGAAAUAUUUUUAAUUAUAUACCUUGAGAAGGGGGUUGCUUCAACUAAAAUACUUCCUGUAGACAUCACAGGAUGUUCCCUGUUUUAACUUAUUUGUGGCCUUUUUGGUGGGGCUGUGUAAAACUGACUGUACCAGAUAUGAGCCACUUUCAAUUUGAAGAAUUAAUUUCUGAAAGGCUGGAGUGGAGGUUCCAGAAUGGUUUGAAGAAAAAAACAAAUCUGAAAUGCUGGAAUUUUUUUUUUACAAAACUGCUUUUUGGGAAUCCAAAACUUUGUGAUCUUCAGCAAACCCACAAUGGCUCAGAUUUAAAUCGUCUUGUUUUUACCUGAAAGUCCUCAAUAAUACUGUAAUCCUGCGAGAAAAUUCAAUUGCAUCUGAAUGAGGACACCGCAAUAAAUUCAUAGUAGGUGCUUACAUGCAAUACCUGCCCAAAAUGUUUGUAUUUAUAGCCAUCCAAUUUUUAUUAACUGAUAAAUUGGUCACGAAGUUGUGCUUUUAAGUUUCUGUUGCUGCCCCCAUCCUUAACAGGAUUGAAAGAGCUCUAAUAAUCCAUUCUAUUUUCAGGCCCUGUCAGCUUCCUAGUCACUAAAGUUUGGUUUGGUUACACUAGUUCAGUUUGGUUACAUAAGGAUCUGUUAUUUUAACUAUCGGUAGGAUUAGAGUUGGUUCCAAAAACCAGAAGACAGGGAAAACCUAUCAAACAAUAAAGUUGACAUACUAUAUUUUUCCUGUCCAUUUGAAGUGUUAAGAAAAAGCUAUGGUCCUUGCUAUAUGCAUGCCAAAUGUGUAAAAUGUUAAAACCAAUCUGAAAUAACGAGGAUAAAAGAUUUAAUUUAUGCAGUACAUCUUUACUUAAUUUGGGAUACAAACCAUGAAGGUGUUUUGAAUAGAAUAAAAUCUUCCCAAAUGGUCAAAGCUAAUACAGACAUAACUGAAUUUUUAGACUGAAUAAAUGGAGAGUACUUUAGUAUUUUCUAACUUGACUUGUGAAAUUUUUUUAAUAAAAGUAUUUUUUUGUAUAGUAGAAAA